CCGAGCUCCCAUCUUGUCGCAUAUCGGGAGGCAUAAUCCACGAGGCAUUGAUCAAGUACAGUCUCCCCAGUCCUUCGAGACUCGCAGCCUCUUUUCCACGAAACCAACUGGAACAUCCCGCAACCAUGGCUUCCAAACCCAAAGACCCCUCCCACCCAUCCGCGCCUGCCUCUUCGACAUGGACGGCCUCCUCAUCGACUCCGAAGACAAAUACACCAUCUGCACAAACGAAGUCCUGCGCGAAUACGGCCGACCCGGCGUUCCGUGGAACAUAAAAGCACAACUGCAAGGCCGUCCGGCGCCACAAGCCGGUGGCAUCUUCUGGGAAUGGGCGAAGCUGCCCCUCUCGCGAGAAGAGUUUUACACCAAAGUCCAGGCAUUGCAGAAAACGCACUUCCCCACUUGCAAACCGCUGGCGGGCGUGCCAGAGCUGUUGCGCAUAUUGGGCAAGCAGACGGAUGUCAAGAUUGCGUUGGCGACGAGUAGUCAGACGAUGAAUUUCAAACUCAAGACGGGCCAUUUGGAGGAGUUGUUUGCUGUCUUUGCGGACGAGAACCGGGUGUUGGGAGACGACGAGAGGAUUGGGAAGGGGAGGGGCAAGCCGGCGCCGGACAUCUAUCUGGUGGCACUGGAGACGAUAAAUGCACGGUUGAGGAAGGAGGGUGGGAAGGAAAUUACGCCGGCGGAGUGCUUGGUCUUCGAGGAUAGUGUGCCGGGCGUGGAGUCGGGACGAAGAGCAGGCAUGCAAGUGGUGUGGUGUCCUCACCCGGGACUACUCAACGAAUACAAAGGGCGGGAGGCGGAGGUCCUUGCUGGGUUGACGGGAGAGCACAAAGAGGUGCAAGAGAAGAAUGAGGAGAUUGGCGUAGUCGCCGCCGACGGCUCGGAAAGGAAGAAGGGUGCGCCGGGAGAGUUGAACGACGGGUGGGCGAAAUUCCUGCCUUCUCUGGAGGAUUUUCCCUACCAAGAUUAUGGCAUUAAUAUUAGAAAAGAAGACGGACGGUUAUAGUCGACGAGUCAGGUCUGGCAUCGGUCAUCAGCUAUGUACAGAGUCUGUGCCAUUUGCACGUCCGUCAUCAGGCCGUUUAGAUUAUAUGAAUAGAGGUGGUAGGACUAAUGUCAGAAUGAGAUGACAGAAAGACAAUCACUGCGCGCCUGGUGGAAUGAAGACGGUGCUUACGUCGAGGCUGUCACCAGAAACAGACUCAUCCUGCAGAUCACUGGUUUACGACAGUCACUCGCGCUAAAAUCUCACCUUACGUCGCCC
Neohortaea acidophila is the source of this 1267-nucleotide messenger RNA. RefSeq names its product HAD-like domain-containing protein. The coding region runs from base 179 to 1009 and encodes 276 amino acids. Lineage: Eukaryota; Fungi; Ascomycota; Dothideomycetes; Mycosphaerellales; Teratosphaeriaceae. The record is from RefSeq and is a predicted model, not a curated record. Gene Ontology annotation, molecular function: phosphatase activity. The transcript is spliced from 3 exons.